GCGAUCAUACGGAACCAGAUGGACCACGGCGACCUGGCGGCGCUCCUGCCGGAGGACGUGCUCGCCGAGGUGCUCCGUCGCGUGGCGGCGCCGCGCUGGCUUGCUAUGUCGCGCUGCGUCUGCAAGGCGUGGCGAGCCAUCAUCGACGGCGAGAGCCUCCUGCGCACAGAGCUCCCGUUUAGCGGCUUCUUCAUCACCUUCCGAGAGCUCUGUUUGCCUGAGUUCUUCUCCCGCCCCGUGUCGCCGCCUGGCCGGCCAGCGAUCAGCGGCAAGCUCGAUUUCCUACCCACACCCAUUAAAGUUCGUCCUGAUGGGUGGAGCUUGGACGGCGACUACUACAUCCAGGAUCACUGCAAUGGACUCCUAUUGCUCGACGGCUACGUGGUUAACCCCGCCACGCGAAGCUGGGAUCCUCUGGCCCCAUGCCCGCCCAACCAUGGUUCAGGGAUCGUCUAUGAUGCCCUUGACCGAGAGCUUCUCGCCUUUGAUCCCAUGGUUUCAUCUCACUACCACGUGGUGUCGAUCCACUAUUUGCCUACCUACUUCAGGCCUGCUCAAUUCGACCCCUUAGAGGAGGCAUCCGAAUGGCCACCAUCUCCAUAUAUCUUGCAUGUAUUCUCUUCAAAGACACGGCAUUGGGAGGAGAGGUCUUUUGUUCGAGAAGGGAAUGCUGGAGGGACAGUUGCCGAGGCGCGUGCAGAUUUGGGGCGAGUUUCCUCGGUCUACUGGCGAGGAUCACUUUAUGUGCUUUCCCAAUAUAAUUUCAUUACGAGAAUAUCUUUGUCUGAAGAUAAGUACAGUGUGAUUAAGCCACCAAUGGGUAUUGGAUGGAGCAGUUAUAUAGGAUUAUCCGAAAAAGGAGUGUAUUGUGCGUCAUUUCUUAAGAAUGAUCACAUUCUGGUUUGCACCCUCAAUGAAACGUGUAAUCAGUUUGAUUGGAUAUUAAAGCACGAGUAUGACCUUAAGCCUGUGGAAAUGUUUGAUCGCCAAGUUCAUGGACCCUGGAUCUUAGAAGACAUUAACUAUGGAAUCUUUCGUUCUCAUCUUCCAAAUAUCAACAAGGAAGAAGUAAUCCAGGAGAAAUUUAAAUGGAACUCCGACGAUGAUGAUUUCCCUGAGAAUGAAGACAUGGUUGAAGUGCACCGUCGCCGUCCAUAUUUUGAAAUCGAGAUACUUGGAUUUCAUCCAUACAAAGAGAUUCUCUUUUUGAGUAGGUCAGAGACCUUCAAACUAAAAGCAAUGGCGUUCGCCUAUCAUUUGAAUAGCUUCAAGGUCGAAAGUUUAGGAAGCAUAUACCCAAGUUGUCACAAAUAUUUUGACUCUGGCCUUGCUAAUGAAGCUCGGGAGAUCGAGUCUUUUCCAUACACACCAUGUUGUUGGAUCGAAGAGAUCCCAGAAAGAGUAAAUUAAUCUAGAUGCUCCGUCUCAAACAUGUUAGUAUAUAUGUUGUUUUUUAUUUGGAUCGUUUUUGGUUCUGACACUGGAGCUAU
Triticum aestivum (bread wheat) is the source of this 1490-nucleotide messenger RNA. RefSeq lists its product as uncharacterized. The transcript is spliced from 2 exons. Gene Ontology annotation, molecular function: protein binding. The record is from RefSeq and is a predicted model, not a curated record. The coding region runs from base 19 to 1410 and encodes 463 amino acids. Lineage: Eukaryota; Viridiplantae; Streptophyta; Magnoliopsida; Poales; Poaceae.